AGAGGCAGCCGCGCUGGUGACAACUUCUCCUGGGCGCGCGCGGCGGGGCGGGUGGGAGGGCGGGGAGCGAGCGCCGAGCGCGGCCGGAGCCGGGCGCCUGAGGGAGCCGCGGGAGCCUCAGGGAGCCGCGGCCCGCGCCCUGCGCCGCCGCCGCCGCCUGCUCGCUUCCUCCGGGUUCUCAGCCCCGGGUGCUGAGGCUCCGGUCUAUAAAUAGCAGGUUACAGCUCCUGCUCCGCGCGCACACGCUCACAAGCGAACGCAGGAAAGUCAGGCUAAAAGUGUCUGCUGCUGCUGCCGCCCCCCACUCCGCCUCCAGGAGAGAACCCAAAGAAAUGGUGUUACCUGGCAAGAGAUCUGCUGUUUUUUAUGAAGAUUCAGAUCAAGGCUGCUGAGCUUUAACUGACGUGGGUCCCUCCCUCUUGAAGCUUGCUGUCUGUGCCAUCUCGCCUCCAGUGAUAAAGUUGUUAUCCCCUUCUCGCUCCAGGACAAAGGGAAGAAGGCACCUUCACAAAAAGAAUUUAUGUUCAGUUUUCAGAAUUUCAGAGUGGACUAUAGGCCUUUAAUGUGAAAAAACAUCUGUAUUAAACCAGGAAUCAUUGUCAGUAACAUUUGGACACAGAAAUUUGGAGGAUUAAAUAAGUGUGAAAGUUGAUCAUGGAAAUCAAAGAGGAAGGAGCAUCAGAAGAAGGCCAGCACUUUCUUCCCACACCCCACGCAAAUGAUACUGGGGACUUCCAGUUCACAAGUAUUCAGAAGAUGCCAAAUGAACCACAGUUGGAGUUCAUCCUUGCAUGCAAGGAUCUGGUGGCUCCCGUUCGUGAUCGGAAGCUGAACACACUGGUGCAGAUCUCAGUCAUCCACCCCGCGGAGCAGGGUCUGACAAGAUACUCGAGCACGGAAAUUGUGGAGGGAACAAGAGACCCACUGUUUUUGACGGGUGUCACAUUCCCAUCUGAGUAUCCCAUCUAUGAGGAGACCAAAAUAAAGCUAACAGUCUAUGAUGUCAAGGAUAAGUCUCAUGACACUGUUCGAACCAGUGUCCUACCUGAACACAAGGAUCCCCUGCCAGAGGUUGGGCGAAGCUUCCUGGGCUAUGCCAGUUUUGAAGUGGGGGAGCUUCUGAAGUCAAAGGAGCAGCUGCUAGCCCUGAACCUGAGAACUUCAGAUGGUGGCAAAGUUGUUGGCACCAUAGAAGUCAGUGUCGUGAAGAUGGGGGAGAUUGAGGAUGGGGAAGCCGACCACAUCACCACAGAUGUGCAGGGACAAAAGUGUACACUGGUAUGUGAAUGUACAGCCCCAGAAAGUGUGAAUGGAAAAGAUAACUUACCUUUUUUGAAUGCAGUGCUAAAGAACCCGGUGUGUAAAUUAUAUAGAUUUCCCACAUCUGACAAUAAGUGGAUGAGAAUCCGGGAGCAGAUGUCAGAGAGCAUACUUUCUUUUCAUAUUCCUAAGGAAUUGAUUUCUCUUCACAUCAAAGAAGAUUUGUGUAGAAACCAGGAGUUAAAAGAACUUGGUGAGCUUUCUCCACACUGGGACAAUCUACGGAAAAAUGUCCUUACUCACUGUGAUCAAAUGGUGAAUAUGUACCAAGAUAUUCUGACAGAACUUAGCAAGGAAACAGGGUCCUCUUUCAAAUCAAGCAGCAGCAAAGGAGAGAAAACAUUAGAAUUUGUUCCAAUAAAUCUACAUCUACAAAGAAUGCAUGUACACAGCCCUCACUUGAAAGAUGCUCUCUACGAUGUCAUCACUGUGGGAGCCCCAGCUGCCCAUUUUCAGGGAUUUAAGAAUGGUGGUCUUCGGAAACUACUCCAUCGAUUUGAAAUGGAAAGAAGAAAUACUGGAUACCAGUUUAUUUACUAUUCGCCUGAAAACACAGCCAAAGCAAAAGAAGUUCUCAGCAACAUCAAUCAGCUCCAACCUCUGAUAGCAACCCAUGCAGACCUACUGCUUAAUUCUGCAAGCCAGCAUUCUCCAGACAGCUUGAAGAAUUCUUUAAAGAUGCUUUCAGAAAAAACAGAGCUUUUUGUACAUGCCUUCAAGGAUCAGCUGGUCCGAAGUGCUCUUUUGGCCCUCUACACUGCCAGACCAGGAGGUGUCCUUAAGAAACCACCGUCUCCUAAGAACAGCACAGAGGAGAGCUGUCCCCAGGACCCACCCCCGCCGAUGAGAAGGCAGGACUCCAUACCACAUCAUUCAGACUAUGAUGAGGAGGAGUGGGAUAGGGUGUGGGCCAACGUGGGGAAGAGCCUGAACUGCAUUAUUGCCAUGGUUGAUAGACUGAUUGAAAGAGAUGGCGGCAAUGAAGGCGGUGGUGGUGGCAGCAAAGAUGGAGAAAAGGACCCUUCUCUAGUGGACCCCAUCAUAACUCAUCCAAGGGAGGACUGGUAUGAACAGCUGUAUCCCCUCAUCCGUACCCUGAAGGACUGCAUGGGAGAAGUGGUGAGCCGAGCCAAGCAGUCCCUAACCUUCGUGCUCCUUCAGGAACUUGCGCACAGCUUGCCCCAGUGCUUGAUGCUGACGCUCAGAAGGGACACAUCGUCUUCAGCCAAGUCACUUGCUGGAUUGGUUUGUGGUUUUAUCAUUAAAUUACACACAAGUUUGCAUGACCCUGGGUUCCUACAGCAGCUUCACACAGUGGGAUUGAUAGUGCAGUAUGAAGGACUGCUAAGUACAUAUAGUGAUGAAAUCGGAAUGCUAGAGGACAUGGCUGUUGGCAUUUCAGAUUUGAAGAAAGUCGCAUUUAAAAUAAUUGAAGCCAAAUCCAAUGAUGUCUUGCCAGUUAUAACAGGAAGGCGUGAGCAUUAUGUGGUGGAGGUGAAGCUUCCCGCGCGGAUGUUUGAGGCACUGCCUUUGCAGAUUAAAGAGGGACAAUUGCUCCAUGUGUAUCCAGUACUUUUUAAUAUUGGAAUCAACGAACAACAAACUCUGGCAGAGAGGUUUGGAGAUGUCUCUUUGCAGGAAAGUAUUAAUCAAGAAAAUUUUGAACUUCUAAAAGAGUAUUACACAGCAUUUAUGGAAAAGAUGCCACCUGAUUACAUUUCACAUUUUCAAGAACAAAAUGAUUUAAAAGGAUUACUAGAAAAUCUCCAUCAAAAUAUCCAAGCCAAAAAAAGAAAGAAUGUAGAAAUCAUGUGGCUGGCUGCAACGAUUUGUCGCAAACUAAAUGGUAUUCGUUUCACCUGUUGCAAAAGUGCCAAGGACAGGACGUCCAUGUCGGUGACCCUUGAACAGUGCUCCAUCUUGAGAGAUGAGCACCAGCUGCACAAGGACUUCUUUAUCCGAGCCCUGGAUUGUAUGAGAAGAGAAGGAUGCCGCAUAGAGAAUGUACUGAAGAAUGUCAAAUGCAGGAAGUAUGCUUUCAACAUGCUACAGCUGAUGGCUUUCCCCAAAUACUACCGACCUCCAGAGGGGACUUAUGGAAAAGCUGACACCUAACUUUACCAACAUGCAAAUAAACAGGAACACAAACACGCUUCAGUCGGAUAAUCUCCACCCUUUUAACUUUUUUACUGUCACGAAUUUGUGGAGGGAGGUGAUCAGGGAUGUUUGCCCAGAUCUAGGCAUUAUUUGAAUUAGGUGUUAGCAUAUUACUCUGAAAGAAAUCCAUUUACAAAAUCUCAAGUAACAUUGUGAUUCUAGUUCUUGGUCUCAAUGCAUCGCCCCUCGCUGGCUGAGAUCAGCUCAGGACGGGGACAUUUCAUUCAUGGAGUCCCUCAGCCAGAGGCAUUCUGAGGAGAUGUAGGCUGCCACAGAGGUAGGACAGGUGACUCAAAGAGGGACUCUUGACCUCCAAAGCGAAGACAGGAGAGGGGGAAAGGGGAGGGAGACUCAGACAUGUUAUUCCACAGCUGUUCUUACGUGUAAACUUAGAGCCCAUAUUUGUGGGACUUGGAAAAUAUUUUUCCAGGGAAUUAAAAUUCGGUAACGUCAACGCAUGAACUUGACGGCAGAAGCGGGUUGCUGGUGUGCUUGUAAAGACUUGGGGCCUCUGGGCAAGAUGAGACCAGUCCUCCCGCACAGGUAGAUGACAGUGUUAGCAACAUGGUGAGAGACUUUUCCACAACAUGCUAUCUUUUCAAAACUCUGAUGAGAGUCAUGUGACCCCAUUACAGAAGUGGUGAUAGAAAAAGUUGAAUGUUUAGUAGAAAAAACAUGACGAGGAACAGCUACUGCAAGGAAAUGAAAGAUGAUCAGCCUGCUGAUGUCAAAUGUGAAAAUCCCCAUCAGCCUGAACUUUAUGUAGCCAAGUUCAUAAGAGUCAAUAAACUAUCUUUGUGAUGUUUCCCAGUAGUCCUCUUGUUACAGAAUAUAGAUGGUGGAAGUGUGCGUGUCUGGCAUAGAUGACUAUAUGUGAAUAAACAUUUUAAGACCUAUGCAGCCAUAACUAAUGAUAAACUCAAACAAUUAUUUCUGGUAACCUGAAUUUGGAAUUUAUUCUCCGGAAAAUUGCACCAUAGGUUUUCCAAAAUUCCAAAUUAGAAAUUGCUUUGGAGAUCAUCUUGUAUAAGGCCCAUGUAACUGGGUAAAUUAAAGCACCAGGAAGAUAUGCACCCCAGUCAUCCAGCUAGAUAAUUUUAGAACCAUGAUUACAAUCUCUUCUUACCUUCCUGGCCUGUGGAUUGUCUAUUCUCCAAAUUGCCAUGCUAAAAAUAUACAUGAAAAUUGUGGGAGAAUGCUAGUUAGUUAAAUAGAAUUUGGCAUUUAUUGCCAGAAUUGAGCCUUGGAGUAUAAUGGUCUGAAUAAAUGAAACCCGUUUUCUCCAGAUGUUAAGAGUUUAUUCUUUUUCCUCACUCAUUGGAAGAGUAUGCUAUCCAGAGCAUAAAUCUCCCCUUGGAAAUGCUGGAGGGCUGUUACAUAGACUUCUCCUGGCUGUGCCCACAUUCAGUGGGUGAUAUUAUGGUUUUUUUUCAUAGCUAGUGUGACAGCUUCUUGGCUAAGAUGUCUGUUGAACUAAGGACUCCAAACAGAUCUCUAGGUUCAUGUUGGGUUUUUCAGAUUACUACAAAUUUUUGAUAACUAUUUGGUGCCUUUCAUACUAGAAUUUUCAAACCAUUAUUUUAGCUAGUGACUUGUGGGCAUUGUAUUUGAGAUCAUCUACAAACAGUUUCCAGAUUUUUCAAUAAAAAGAUGCAGUGUACUAUGGAUCUAUUUACAGACCAAGUUUCUUGGUGUUCUCCCUUAUGCUUCAUUCUCCACUUCAGUGAUUAAAUGUAAUUUUUGAAUUGGUCAAUUUUAUUUGAAAAUGAUAGGAUUUGGGUUAUUUCCAUGAUCCCAUUGGAUUUAAAUAAAGAGGUUGGGGUGACAGAGGUUUCCUUGAGUAACAAUGAAGCCACGUUCAGUAUAUCAAAGAGUGGUCUGUGUUCCAAGAGACCUUAAAUGAAAAUGUAUCAUCUUAUAAAUAUUCUUAUAAAGUCAUUUUUGUUUGUAUUUUUAAAAAUGAGAACUCUUGACUCAGAUACAGAAAAAAAUAUUUAUUAAAUAAAAAAUCAAUAAGUAGGGUCUUCUAUUUGGGGAAGAUAUCCCAAAGAUAUAUUUUCUUUCUUUUUUAGUAAGUUCUGGAGAUUACUGCAAUACAAAUCCAUAGAAGUUAUCUUUAAUUAUUAGCAGAGUCAUCUGCCUUUCCCUUUAUAAAGCCUGUGUCUGUGCAUACUGUUAAAAGUGGAUUUAACCAAGAAAAUUCAUGUUUCAUACCAACAGCAAUACUGCUCCCUUCCUGAGAGCUAUUCCAAGUACUAUUGGAAAUCCACCUCACUAUUUCUUAACUUUUUGCAGUUUCCUAGAUCAAAGACCAAAUGUUAGAAAGUUUUAAGAUCUCCUUUGUAAAAACACAGCCUAGUCAUGCUUUCCUCUCUCUCUUUUUAUUUAAAAUAUACACGAGCAGACCUAUUUCAAGAGAUCAGAUUGAGCCAGAAACUGAACCAAGAAAAUGACAUUUCCAAACAAGAUAAAAAAAUUUUUUGGCUAAAAAUAUGUUUCCCUCUAAUGCGUUAUCAAAUGCAGAUAUCAAUUCUGUAGAGCUGUUUGCAGAGUUCUACAGAAAACAUAUUUAAAAACAAGGGAAGGCGAAAUCUUGAUUAUGUUUGACCCAGUGACAAAAGACCCAGAGCCUGAAAAUGUUCCACGAAACAGCUCAACAUUAAAGUUUCAAAUAUUUGAUUGAAGCAGACCCACAUUUGGAUGCAUUCGUUAAUUUCCCAUGUGGUUGUUUGGUUUUUCUUUUUUUUCUUUGUAAAUACCGUCUUGGAUCUUGUCUGUAUCCUGCCAAAACAAUCCUUUGGUGUUUAGUCAGUCCAGUAAUCCCAUGAGUCAGAGCCACAGUUUGAUCCUGCUGACAAAUUGUGCUAAAAUGACCAACUAAUUAGAGCAGUAUAGCAUGUGACUAACCUCCAGUUCUUACUUUAUAAGACAGAUCCCUGUUUUUGUUCUGAAAAUCUGUGAAGUCUUAAAAGCCAGCAUCUGGGUGGAAGAUACUUUCCUUUUUCCCCCUUUUUCCCCCUCCAUCCACUACGUAUGGUAUUUUGCAUGAAAUAAGACUCUGAGUGGAAAAGGAAAAGAUCUGUAUGGAGUAAUGCUUUUCUUCCCAACAAAUCAAGCCCCUCCUUGUGUAAAGUAUGAUGCAUGAACCAAGGAGAAAGGAUACCAGUGGUGCACUAGAACUGAAUCAUGCAGACUCGUGAGAGUUAAAUUUAACUCUCAUUAAAUUUUCAGGAAAUUUGUGAGCCGGUUGUUAAACACACCAUCAUGAAUUAUUAAAUUAUCAAAAGCAAUUAAAUACAUUUUAUUAAAAACAAGGAUCAUGAUCAAAACUUACUACUUCCUAAUUGUUUUCCUUCAUUUUACUCUUUACCUGUGCUUCUGAGGUUAUUUAUGUCCAUUAUCUCUGCACAGUGGAAACACUAUAUCAUCAUGGGCUACUCUGCAUCUCUUCCUGACUCCACACCCAGAAACAUCAGGUGGGUAGCUUGAAAUUGACCACAGUGGGAGUAUUUACAUCCAAAAAUGACCCAGUGUUGCAAACUGGGACCUUUAAUUCCUGGAAAACCAGUUGUUAAACAUUUACCAGCAUACAACUGAAUUCCACCUUUUUUCUCCAGCAAACAACAAAUAAUUGAAAACAUUAUGAAAGUAUUAAUAUAGCAUUAAGUGCAAUCAGGCAUCUUCAGAUGGCUACAAUUUUGUUUUGGUUGUUCCCCUUUUUAAAAACACCUAUUACACUAUAAGUAAUAUUUGAUGUUUAUAUGUUCUUCAUAAUUAAAUUAUAUACUCAUACAGAUGCAUUUAAAAAUGUAUCUCUCUUGAUGUUCUGCAAGGGAAAUCUUAGCAAUGCAGCCUUAGCAUAAGCAAUAACAACCAUGGGCUAAAUUCAGAGAAAUGUUAGCCUAAUUAGAAUAUCACCGAAAAUGUGCUUUAGUAUAAGUUUUUAAGCUUAUAAUUUUAGCAUUUUCUAAAAGCAGAAAAAAUGCUACCAUAUCACUGUGUCCAGAUUCUAAUAAGUAUAGUUCGGUUUAAAUCCACACUGUUAGAUUAGGCAAAUUAAACUCUGGCCGUAUGCUAGAACAUUACAGAUGUUUUGGAUGUUUGAUUUCCAAGCAGGAUGGCAUAUCAGUUGUCUAAUUCAAUAUGCAGGGCACCUUUUGUAAUCUUUAGGAAAUAAAUUAAUGUUUAUCACAGAUUUAAGAAACUGGCCCGAGAAAAACCAUGAUCAGCAGUUAGGGAGGGAAGCGAGCCUGUUGAACAUCCCUAAUAGCUGGAGGCUUUACAAAUAAUGCACCACUGAAGAGAAUGAUUUGCUGAGCGUUGUGUGGUUGAUUGACAAUUUUAGUGUGAAUUGACAUUCAUUUAGCUCAGCUGCAGUCGGCAGAAGCUAUGCUUUUUUCCCCCAUAUUUAUAUUUUAUUGCUUUACAAAGAAAGUCCCAAUAUAUUACAUCCUUUGUUUCUUUGGCAGUUCUAAGUUAGAACUUUCUACCCACACAGAUGCUACCUAUAACAAAACUAUCUUUAAGAAGAGGAAAAUAAAAUCAGUGUUUAGAUAAAAUAUUGUGAGCCAAUUAGGUAUCAAGCUAAGGUAUGGAAAUUUGGAUUUUUACUUUCUGAGUCAUGGUGCACAUUAAUCAGUCUUCAAAUCUUAUUUCUAAGCACAUAAGAGAGUCUAAAGUAUUUCUGAUGUCAAAGAAACAAAGCCUCUCUGGCUACUAGUACAAAGGAAGUAAGAAAAAGAAUUAUAAGGUAAUAUCAGCCAAAAAAUAAAUUGUACAUGCAAUUAGCUGUCCUCAGCUUGAAUAUCAUAGAUUAUGUGAACAUUUAGAAUUAUAAAUCAGAAAAAGAAAAAAAGGCUCACAAUGAAGUAUAGUCCCCGGAGAGUGAAUAUCAAGAAAGAGAAGGCCUAAUGCAAACAAUGGUUCCUGAUAAGCCAGACCUUGUUUAUCUUUUAGUAAACUGAGUUCCUUAAGAUGAUGUUGCACUUUCCUACUCAUAGCAUGAAUAUAUUCACAGGCUUCCUAAAAUCACUGAAAUGACUCUAUAGUCACAAAAGAGCAUACAUAAUCCAGCAGUCCAACUCUAAUGAUCACUUGGUACGAUUUCAUUGUCUAGCAGGCAAUAUUGACGCACGUAUUAGCAAGAUUGCUUUCCCAUUAAUAUAGGUCCUAUGAUGUUUUUAUAUCACUGUCAAUAUUAAAACAAUAUUUGAUGUCAAAGGACUUUUCAGACUUUUCAAGGCAGGCUCCACAGAUGUGUAAGUGGAGAGACACUCCCGUUUCCUUGCACAAAUGUGUUCUUUGUACACAUAUACUUCUCAUGUGAAUAUUUUAUUAUACUGUUUAACCUAACAUCUAAUUUUCAGACUCUUGUGGUACUUAUCUGAAAUGGUGGCAUUUGUUUUCUUUUUAUGUUAAGUAUAUAUUCUAGAUGAGCCAAUAAUGUGUAUUCCUAGGAAAUGGGGCAGAGAUAGGUUAGAUCAUGUUAUACUGGCAUUUGAAGAAAAAUCAUUUUAUUUUGUUGUUCCAUGUAGACCAUAUUCAUUGUACACUGUGUGUAUAUUUUUGUUUAAAUAAAUGUGAUUUUUAUUUU
Lutra lutra (Eurasian river otter) is the source of this 9070-nucleotide messenger RNA. RefSeq names its product inositol polyphosphate-4-phosphatase type II B (gene INPP4B). Lineage: Eukaryota; Metazoa; Chordata; Mammalia; Carnivora; Mustelidae. The record is from RefSeq and is a predicted model, not a curated record. Gene Ontology annotation, molecular function: phosphatidylinositol-3,4-bisphosphate 4-phosphatase activity. Gene Ontology annotation, cellular component: cytoplasm.